Messenger RNA from Cinclus cinclus, 1550 nucleotides. RefSeq names its product nudix hydrolase 15 (gene NUDT15). Gene Ontology annotation, cellular component: cytosol. Bases 1059 to 1550 code for a protein of 163 amino acids. Gene Ontology annotation, molecular function: 8-oxo-7,8-dihydrodeoxyguanosine triphosphate pyrophosphatase activity. Lineage: Eukaryota; Metazoa; Chordata; Aves; Passeriformes; Cinclidae. The transcript has 3 exons. The record is from RefSeq and is a predicted model, not a curated record. Gene Ontology annotation, biological process: dGTP catabolic process.
AAUGUCAGUAAUUCAGGGUAUGAGCUGACUUCACAGUUAAGCAGCGCAGCCAAACACUGUCAAAGGGCAAUCUUGCUUCUAGCACACCCAGCAAUUCGCUCCUGACAUGCCCUUCAUGCCAACACUGGGACCCAUCUCAAGCUGUAAUGAGCCACUUCGGGCAGUUAAACCCCAGAAAACUGAUCCCAGAAAAUGUGACUGAGCUUCAACCAGCUUGGCCCUCUGACCUUCAUAUGUAAAUAAAAGCAUCUGUACUUAAGAUAUUUCAAAACCUUACAAACAAACAAACAAAAAAAAAAAAAAAAAAAACAAAAACCACACACCAAGAACAAACAAAAACCCAAAACCAUUUUGAAAGGUCUGCAGAUAAAAAACUUCUUUCUCUGUUGUGAUCAGUAGGCUAAAGAAGGGGAAAAUCUGACAAACUUUACAGUUGUUUAUAAAGAGAAUGAUAGCUUUUGUCUUGUAUUCGACACAUCUCUGUAAUUUAUAAAAAUGUGAGAAUUAAGGUAAAUAUUUGCCAGCAGAAACUUUUAUUUCUUCUUUAUCAGUCAGGAGCUGUUAUUCCACCUGUGGAGCUCUGCUCAGCUAGGCUUGUAGCUUCCUUUUUAAAAAAUUUCAACGUGACACUUCAGCGUCAGGCUUCCCACAGACCAGAAACAGCGGGCUAACCAAAGAAAAGCCACUUGGUAAAUUCUGAACAAAUCUGCAGACACAGAGCGACUGGCUUCGCGGCCUUCAAAAACCGAGUCGUAUCUUGCUUGUUUUCAGCUGCCCUCAUUUGCACAAACGCCCUUUCCAUUCCCGGUGACCUCACAAGUCCCUGCGCAUCCAGAGGCCAGGAAGCCCAGGCAAAGAGCAGGACAGGGCAGCUCUCCCUCUGCAGCCUGCCUUGGAAUCUCGCAACCUUCCACACCAGCGACGUCACCAGCACGCGCAUCCUGCGCGCUCCGCACACCCCCCGGCCAAGGACCUCCCAAACCCGGGAUCCCAAGCCCUGAUUGACGGAUCCGCCCCCGCCCGCCCGCGGCGGGACGGAGCCUCGGACGGAGCCUGCCAUGGGCGAGGCGGCGGCUCAGCCCCGGCGGCCCGGGAUCGGCGUGGGGGUGGUGGUCACCAGCGCCGCGCACCCCAACUGCGUCCUGCUGGGCAAGCGGAAAGGCGCGCUGGGCGCCGGCACCUACCAGCUCCCCGGCGGCCACCUGGAGUUCGGGGAGAGCUUGGCGGAGUGCGCGGCGCGGGAGACGCUGGAGGAGGCGGCGCUGCGGCUGCGCCACGUGCGGUUCGCGUCGGCCGUGAACGCGGUGUGCGCGUCCCAGCGCUACCACUAUGUCACCGUGCUCAUGAAGGGCGAGGCCGAGCCGGGCGCCGAGCCGCGCAACCAGGAGCCCGACAAGAACGAGGGCUGGGAAUGGGUCAAAUGGGAUGAAUUCCCUCCAGCAGAUCAACUAUUCUGGGCUUUACGCUGUUUGAGAGAGCAAGGUUACAAUCCCUUUUCAGAAGAGCUGGAUCAUCUGAAGGGGUACACGGGAAGUCACCAAUUAGAGUAA